Molecule: messenger RNA, 3378 nt
Organism: Sabethes cyaneus
Lineage: Eukaryota; Metazoa; Arthropoda; Insecta; Diptera; Culicidae
Product: probable ATP-dependent DNA helicase HFM1
Exons: 9
Coding region: 1-3378 (1125 amino acids)
Molecular function (GO): nucleic acid binding; ATP binding
Source: RefSeq, a predicted model, not a curated record
AUGUCACAAUUGUAUUGGUUAUCGACAUCGGCUGGGUCCCCAGAGGAAGAUCGUUCAUCCAAAUCCGAAGCACCCCCCUUCCGGCACAUAUUCAACGAGUUCGACCGUUUCAACGAAAUCCAAUCCCUGGUAAUGGACGACCUGCUGUACACGGACAAAUCGCUGGUAGUCAGUGCUCCGACCGGGUCGGGCAAGACGGCCAUUUUCGAGCUGGCCAUGAUACGGCUUCUAAUGAAGCUCGAGGAUGCGAACCACAGUGGAGACUUCAAAAUGGUAUACAUUGCCCCGAUCAAAGCGCUGUGCUCGGAAAAGUUCCACCACUGGCAGCAGCGAUUCGAUCGACUGGGCGUGCGAAGUGCCGAAGUUACCGGCGAUACGGAGUUUCGCGAUUUCUGGGAUCUACCGGAUUGCAAUCUGAUACUGACGACGCCGGAGAAGUGGAACUCGAUCACGCGACGGUGGCGACAAAAUGUGAAUUUCGUUCGACUGAUCAAACUGCUGAUGAUCGACGAGGUGCACAUUCUGAGCGAUCAAUACCGAGGACCUACGCUGGAAGCGGUGGUUUCGCGGAUGCGUAGCAUUCACCGCUUCAUCGGGGCAGACGAUGAACGGGUGGCGGUAGAGCCAAUGAGAAUCAUCGCACUCUCGGCCACGAUUCCCAACGUGGCUGAUUUGGCGGCCUGGGUUGGUGAAGGAAGUACCAAAUGUUUCUACAACAUUGCCGAAUCCCGUCGACCGAUCAAAAUCGAAAAACAUGUUCUGGGUUUUAAUUGUGAUCCGAACACGGGUUCAUACAGAUUUGAUUUAAACUUGAACUACAGACUUUUUGACAUCAUUCGGAAGCAUUCGAGCGGCCGACCGACGCUUGUGUUCUGCAGUACUCGAAAAGCAGUGGAGAUCGCUUCCAACCAUUUGAUGCAGCACCACACGCUGAAUCUUCCGUUGGAACAACGAAACAUUCUUGUUCGGAUAGCUCCUCAGAUUCACAAUGAAGAACUGAAACGGCGGUUGACCGCCGGAUUUGCCUAUCACCAUGCGGGACUAACCCUGGCCGAUCGUAGUGUGCUGGAAGCCGAGUUCCGAGCCGGCCACAUACCGGUCCUGUGCUGUACCAGUGCGUUGGCCAUGGGUGUCAACUUGCCAGCUCAUCUGGUGAUCAUCAAAUCGACAGAGAUGUACACCGACUACGGUAUGGAAGAGUACCCGGAGAGUAGCAUCUUCCAGAUGAUUGGCCGGGCCGGUAGACCACAAUUUGACACCUUCGGUGUGGCAGUCAUUAUGACCCAACGGGCGAAACAAAAAUACGAACGUCUCGCCGCAGGAUCCAUCCCGAUCGAGUCGUACCUGCACCAGCAUUUGGCCGAGCACUUGAACUCGGAGAUCGUACUGCAAACCAUCACCGACCUGCGCAGUGCCAUGGACUGGAUCCGGUCAACCUUUCUCUACGUUCGAGCCCUCGCAGCUCCCACCCGUUACGGACUUUCGAUAGGCGACGAUCAAAACCGAUCGCAGAUCGAGCAAAAACUAGAAGAACUUUGCCGCACCGAACUGAACGCUUUGGAGGCUUAUUCCCUUACGGUGAUCGCUAAAGAUCAAGGUGCUAAUCCGGCUGAUGUGAUGACGAUUAGUUCCACUGUCUACGGACGUUUAAUGGCACAGUACUGUCUCAGUUUUCGGACCGUUAAACUGCUUAGAAAGAUCAAAGGCACUGAACCCCUGCUGGAGAUAUUCACCAUACUAACGCACUGCGACGAGUUUGCCGCCUUCAAGUGUCGCAACAGUGACAAACGCACGCUGAACGAGCUGAACCGUUCGACGGCAAAUGCGACGAUCCGGUUUCAGCUGCGCGGUCGCAUCCAGACGACAACGGCCAUGGUGUCCUGUUUGCUCCAAGCAGUGCUUGGAAAUUUAACGAUCGGACAGCACUCCCUACAGCAGGAAGCAUCCCGCAUGAUUGCGCUCGGUCGACGACUGGUCAAGUGUAUCGCCGAAUUCAUCUACGUCGGUCGAGAGACGACGACGUACGCCGACGAAGGCGGAGUCUAUUUUGCUCUUCUGAAUACGCUGGUGUUGGCUCAGUGUUUGGAGACAAAACUGUGGGAGGAUAGUCCGUUCGUUACGAAGCAGCUCCGGGGCAUUGGACCCGUCUAUGCCAGCCAGCUGGCUGCCCGAGGAAAGACUAGCUUUCAGGAGAUUCUUAACACCGAUCCGAGGGAGCUGGAAGUGAUUCUCAAAAAGAAUCCACCUUUUGGUAACGAAAUGAUUGACUUCGUUCGGAAACUACCAAAGUUUUCGGUCGAGCUUACCUUGAAGGAAGAUUACAUGAUGGAGUUCACGGUCGUUCAAACCAAUUCAAAUUAUGAUAAGCAACUAGCAAUUCGAGUGGCUUUAUUAGUCGGAGAUUCUGCCAACAGUGUGUUAUUAUUCAAAGACAAUUGUGAAGCUAGUUUCGGAGGUAGUAACUGCUAUACGACAUCGUUUAAAAUCUCCGAUGCCACUGUAGCCAGCGCUACUGGGCAUGUAAUUUGCGCCAACUGGACCGGCCUGGAUGGCUCCAAAACUUUAACCAUUAACGACGAAGCGAAUGUAGUUCAGCAGAAGCGACGAUCUCACAAAACAAACAAUGCUAACGGAUCGAUGUUAAUAACCGAGUUCUACCAAAAGGAAACCCAUCAACACGAAAUGGCGACCGUUACCAUCAGCGACGCAGUCGCUGCAGAACCUUGGACCCCCGAACGACCCAAUAGUUUUAUUCCAACUAUACAAUUGGAUAGUAGUCCAAAGAAGCGUUUAUUAGAACCAUUCCGAUUCACUCGGAAGCAGAAGCUAAGCCUAAAUGCUGAGACCUCAAAACCCAGCACCGAUUCAAUUAUCGAGCUCGUUGAAUCGCCAGAAACUCCGGUCGAAAAGCGGCCAAAAGUUGAUUUCCUAAGACACGAUUCAAUUUUUCGAUCAACGCCGGAACCACCGUGCUACGUUCCUGCCGUCGCCGUACCCAAAUACCGAGGUACCAACCAGCGGCAGGAAUACUUCAUCAAUAUGCAUCGCAACAAUCCAUAUCUACUGUUCGGACAUCCCAAUGACGAGCAAAGGCGAGCUUCGACUGUGGCGAAUGCAGACGACGUUCGACGUGUUUGUAUCUUCGGUAUUUUUACCGAUAUUCCUCGGGUGGUGAAUCCAAGGAAAGUCAGUCCGCUGGAAGUGCAACAAGUGAUGCGCCCACGGAUGGAUAGCUUCGUUGAGAGAAGGACCAACCCAGCUGGGCGGAGGAGUUAUCCCGUGCUUCAGAGGUCGUCCUGUCGUCGGCAGCUGGAUUUGGGAAUUGCCGAUUUUCUAGCUUCGCCACCCAGAAGGCAAAAACAGGAUUUCUUCAAGUGA